This is a messenger RNA of Closterium sp. Naga37s-1, 2898 nucleotides long. The record is from the annotation of a GenBank genome assembly. NCBI's taxonomy places the organism in Eukaryota, Viridiplantae, Streptophyta, Zygnematophyceae, Desmidiales, Closteriaceae.
AUGGGCGACGAUGGUGUUUUAGGAGCGAGAACCGUGCUGGCGGUGAGGGAGAUUAAGGCUGACGCCAUGACGGAGCCGCUGCUCUGCCAUCGACUGGAGAAGGAUAACUUCCCCGUGGUGCGUGCUGCUGACGUGGCGUGUGCUGCUGACGUGGUGUCUGAUGCUGAUAUGCAGCUUGUCCUGCUGACAUGGGGCUUGUUUCAGCUGACUUGGCUCAGCUACCCUUUCUUCGCCUGUUCGCCUUUUGAGGCGCCUCAAAAGGCGUCUGGGGAGUUCUGUCACCUGGUGGGAUCUGCUCCCGUGCAGCUUAUCAUGACGCGCACAGAGCCACUCAUCUCUGCUGUGCGCUCACAACAAUCACACGGGGCACAGUCACAUGCGACAGAGUCACACGACGCACAGUCACGUGCAUCGCAGCAUCAGCAGCCCUUUGCGUACUUUGAUGGAGCAUUGCGGAAGCACGAGCGGAUAGCAGCUACAUUUUCUGAUGCUCUUGCACUGGCGUGUGCGUCUCCCCUUGCUGCGGGAGCUGAAGCAAGCACCAGGGGGAGAAGCCAUGGUUUUGCCUCUGCCGCUCCUGCCACUGGUGCUGCUAACAGUGGUGCUGGCACUCCUGCCCCUCCGGCCACCGCUGCUCCUGGGAAUGGUGCUGCUGGCAGUGCUGAGGAGACAGGAGACGGGGCCCGACCGCAAGGGGGUGAGGGGAAAGGAACUGAGGCGGGAGGGGGCGAGGAGGAGCAGGGCAGUGGGUUGCAGGAGAUGAUACGAGCCAUGGCGUCUGGUGCAGCGCCACUGGCGUUCUACCUCGCUCAAGUAUGCAUGCCCACUCUCUCACAUGCCCACUCUCUCACAUGCCCACUCUCUCCCAUGCCCACUCUCUCACAUGCCCACUCUCUCACAUGCCCACUCUCUCACAUGCCCACUCUCUCACAUGCCCACUCUCUCACAUGCCCACUCUCUCACAUGCCCACUCUCUCACAUGCCCACUCUCUCACAUGCUCACUCUCUCACAUGCUCACUCUCACAUGCCUACUCUCACACAUGCUCCUGCCCGCACACACCCUGCCUCCUGUACCCUCAUCACUUGCGUUCAUCCUUUCCCCCUCCCUGCCCCUCCUCUCCCCCCCUCCCCUUUUUCCCUCUACAACCCCAUCUUUGACCGCCAGCAGCCACACCAGCAAUUCCCCCUCUCAAACUCUUCCGCCCUCCCCCUCCCCCGCUUCCCCCACGUUCUCCCCACAUGCCCCGCACACACAUGUUAUGAGCAGAACCCCAUCUUUGACCGCCAGCAGCCACACCAGCAAUUCCCGCUCUCGCCCUUGCUGCAAGAUGCUCCUAUUCCAUCCCCAUCCGUCUCCUCUCCAUCUCUCCCCAGAGGCAGCAGCAGCAGCAGCCACUGUGGCUCUUGAUGCUGGGGAUGCGCUCUUCCUGCCCGAAGGCUGGUACCACCAGGUCAGCAGCACACCAACCACCAUCGCCAUCAACUUCUGGUGGCCCUCCCUAGUGUGCCUCUCGUUUGGGUCACACAUGGACCUCUACUAUGCGAGGAGAGUGCUUACAAGCCUGCUUGAAGCGCACAAGGAGUGCAAGGCGAAACGAGCAGCACUAACAGACGCAGGAGGAGCAGAGGGUGAAGGGGCUGCUGUUGAGGUGGCUCAAGAGACAGGAGCAGUGGAGGGUGAGGGAGGAGGAAGCAACGGGCGGACAGUGAAGUCGGCAGCAGCGCUGACAGAUGCAGGAGAGGCGGAGUAUGAAGGGGCUUCUCUUGAGGGGCCUGAAAUGGCAGGAGCGGUGGAGGGUGAGAGAGGAGGAGGCAACAUUGGGCGAUCAGCGAUACCAGCAGCAGUGGACAGCAGGGGUGGGGAUCGUCAGCAGCAGCAGACAGCAGCAGAGGUGACUUCUGAAUCGCCUGGAACGAUGACAGGAGGGGUGCGGAUCGGAGGAGGAGAAGGAGAGAGGGAGGAAGAGGGGAAGGGAAGGAGGGAGGAAGAGGGGAAGGGAAGGAGGGAGGAAGAGGGGAAGGGAAGGAGGGAGAAAGGGGGGAAGGGAAGGAGGGAGGGGAAGGGGAGGAGGGAGCUGAUGGAAGGGUUGAGUGAGAGGGAAAGAAGGGCGGUGGAAUAUCUUGUUCUUGCCGCUGCUGCUGCUUCUGCUGCUGCCGCUGCUACUCCUGUUGCUGCUGCUGCUGAUGCUCAUGCAUCUCCUGCUAAUGGUGUUGCAUCCUCUGCUGCUGGUGGGUUGGGGAAGCGUAAACCUGUUGGCGCGAGGAAGGAUGGGGGGAAGCGGAGGCGGGAGGAAGGGAGACACAAGGGCGAGGAGGGCAGUGAGGCGGGUGGUGAAUCCGAAGAGGAAGGAAGAAAGAAAAAGAGAGGGGAGUGGGAGGAGAUGCGAGAGGAGGAAGAGGAGGACGAGGAAGAGGAGGAAGAGGAGAAAAACAGAAGAGACGUUUCUUCGAGAGUGGAGGCUGCGAUUGCUGCUCUACCCCCAGCCUCACUACGCACUGUCCUUCUAGUCAUGGCUCACGCCUUCCCCCUCUCCUCGCACCAUCUGCUGCACCACGCACUCUCGCCGCUCUCCGCUUUCCUCAUCACCUCACGACUCGAUGCUGACGCCGUGCCACCAUCCCUUCCCACCGCUGCCACUGUUCCCACCACUGCCACCGCUGCCACUGCUGGUUGCGGUGAUGCUGCUGCUGCUGUCCGCGCGGCUGAUACUGCUGCAUAUGGCAACGGCAGCAGCAGCGGCACCAGUGGGAGAGGUUUCUUUGAGGAGUUCUACGAUGCUCUACCUGAUCCCGCCUCUGCAGCUGCCGCAAUACUCCAAGGCGUGGAGGAACACAAUAAACAGUCGCUGAAAGAGGUAAUGGAGCUGGUGUGUGCGUUCAAGUCGAGACCCGAGUAG